Molecule: messenger RNA, 390 nt
Organism: Fonsecaea nubica
Lineage: Eukaryota; Fungi; Ascomycota; Eurotiomycetes; Chaetothyriales; Herpotrichiellaceae
Exons: 1
Coding region: 1-390 (129 amino acids)
Source: RefSeq, a predicted model, not a curated record
AUGGCAAGCUACACCGGCUGCGCCAGCCUGGGAGACUACACCGCGACCAAAGCCGGCGUGCUGGCCCUGCACGAGACGCUCCUCGCCGAGCUGCACACGCGCCACCGCUCCCAGAACGGGCACUGCGUCCAGGCCUCGAUCGUCCACCCGAUGUGGGCGCGCACCCCGCUCGUCGGGACCUGGGCGACACAGCUGUCCCGCUCGCGCCAGCAGGUCCUCGAGCCCGUCGACGUCGCUGCCCCGGUGGUCCGGCAGGUCCUGCGCGGCCGGAGCGGGAGUGUCUUUGUGCCGGAGAAGUUCUGGGUCGGGACGCUGUUGAGGGCCCUGCCGGACUGGGUUGGCGUCAAGUCCCGCAUCGACACGGCGAGGGCGACUGCGACGGGGUCCUAA